CAUAAAGUCGGCCACACAAAUUUGGUUGCUUCUUAGAGGCGUCUUUCUUGUGCUCUAAGCUACGACCAAAUCUCUAUUGAAUAAAUUCAAGUUUUGCAGUUUGCUUCCCUCCCAUCUUCAAAUAUCCUCUAUUUGAUCAUCUCUUCAUCGAAAUUCGAAAACCAAGCUUUGAACUUUUAAUAGCUUUCGAGUUCAAACAUCAAUUGUUACUGCGUAAAAAGGAAGAAAAAAGAACAACAAGGCUAAGAAUGGGAGGAACAGCAUUUUUUCCAGAUUUAGGACAACAUUGCCAACACCCAGAUUGCUAUCAGCUUGAUUUUCUUCCCUUCAACUGCAAUCGUUGCCAAAAGGUUUUCUGCCUAGAACACAGAACAUACAGAUCACAUGAAUGUCCAAUACCAGACGACAAGAGCAGGAAGGUGAUAGUGUGUGAAAUAUGCUCAAAAUCAAUGGAAACAACAGGUUUAUCUUGUGAAGACGAGAUGGCGAUGAAACAGAAACAUGCAAGCUCAAAAGAAUGUGACCCAUCAAAGAAGAAGAAACCACAAUGCCCCAUAAAAGGAUGCAGGCAGUACUUGACGUUCUCCAAUGCCACGGUUUGCAAAAGCUGCAAUACCAAGGUUUGCCUCAAGCACAGGCUCCCAGCAGAUCAUGUAUGCAAGACAGGGUUACCAUCUGUUGCAACAAAGUCCAAUAAUAGUGGUUCAGCAAACAAGUUUUUGGUUUCAUUGGCUGCACGAAAUGGAAAAGAUUGUGCGAAGAAUAGACAUGAACAGGUUUCUCCCACAAAUUCAGGCUCUGUUGAAGCAUGUUGAUGAUCAACAAAUUUAAUUUUUCAGUCCGGUAUAUGAUAAGGGCUACUGCUCUUAUAUUUGGCGCCAACAGAAAUACAAAUUAUGUUAUUUCUGUUAUAACAAUCUGUUACUAUUACAAUAAUUCUGUUAUUCAGUUUUUGUAAGCUUUGUCUAUAAAUAAUUAAAAGGAUUUGUAAUGAUUCGUUAAUCAUUAAAUGAAUUCGUACCUCAUCUCUCAUUA
Molecule: messenger RNA, 1035 nt
Organism: Beta vulgaris subsp. vulgaris (sugar beet)
Lineage: Eukaryota; Viridiplantae; Streptophyta; Magnoliopsida; Caryophyllales; Amaranthaceae
Product: zinc finger AN1 domain-containing stress-associated protein 12
Exons: 2
Coding region: 249-815 (188 amino acids)
Cellular component (GO): cytoplasm
Molecular function (GO): zinc ion binding
Source: RefSeq, a predicted model, not a curated record